This is a messenger RNA of Closterium sp. NIES-67, 719 nucleotides long. Lineage: Eukaryota; Viridiplantae; Streptophyta; Zygnematophyceae; Desmidiales; Closteriaceae. The record is from the annotation of a GenBank genome assembly.
GUAGCAGCUGGAGAGAGGGUGGCCAAGUACCUUGGCCAAACAGCAACUGUUGGACUGCAAUACUCCGCGGCGGCACAAAGGCGUCAAAAGGGUGCGGAUGGAGCCGAACCCGGGAGACUCUUUCUCACCGCCUUCUCUGAUGCAUCUUGGGCAUCAGAACCAGAGGACAUGACAAGUGUUGGAGGCUUCAUCUGCUGUGUUGGUGGAGGGCCAACAGCUUGGGAGAGCAAGAAGCAAGUGGACCAAGCAUUGAGCUCAGUGGAGUCCGAGUACAUGGCACUCUUCCGUGCCAUAAGAGAGGUUGUGUGGCAGCGGCGUUUGCUAGCUGAAUUGGGGGAGGAGCAGCAAGGACCUACCCCACUCUAUUGUGAUAGCCAGGGUGCUAUUGCAUUGGCUAAGAACCCGGUUCUUCAUGGCCUUACCAAGCACAUGAAGGUGAAGUGGCAUUGGGUGAGGAGCAUGGUAACCGCGGGUGAAGUGGAGUUGCACUACGUGAAGACAACGGCGCAGCCUGCUGAUAUGAUGACCAAGAGGCUGGUUGAGCAGCAGCAUUGGAAGUGUUGCAAGCUUGCUGGGAUGGCUCUGAACUAAGGGGAGCAGAUUCUAAGGCCAACAAUCCGAGGGGGAGUUUGUUGGUGCAACCCUAUGGCUUCCACUCGGCUUGUCGUCCUUGUUUGUGUGUGUGCAUGCAUGGCAUGGAAUGAAUUUUGAGUCUAUGU